GAGAGGAAGGCUGUAAACCCAUCUUUAAGACCAAGGUAAACAACCCCAAAGGACUGAGUAAAAGCCAAAGGAACUGGUUGUGUUGUCAAUUAUUUGCUGGCUGUUGAAGUGACAUCAGGCAAGAGGUCAGUUUCAACCUUUCUAGGUUUUGUUUGAGUAGAAAAUAAUUGUUAUCUCCAGCAUAUGCUCUCUGAUGCAUCUCCAUGUGUACCUCUUCAUUGUGUACCAGGAUAUAUUAACUGAAGGCAGAAUCGUUAUAACACAGCAGUAAAACAUAUCAAGAGUCACAGCCAGAUUUCUCACUCUACUAUUGACUUUCCUGGUAACUGUAAGCAAGGCACACAAUCCAGUUGGCUUCACUUUUCCUCUCUGAGGAGAAGGUUAACUUUUUUUUCUCAUUUUCAAAAUAGCCUUAGAUUAAAAUAGCCUUAGAUGGUUAUGCCCAUGCCAAGUGGGGUUCCUUUUUUGCUUUUCUCUUCUUCCACCUUUCUCCCACAAUUUUUAUGAACUAUUUUGUCACUGUUCUCCAUUCAGGAGGUUGGAAGGAAUUCUAACUGUUGAUUUUAUGGUUCUUUGAAGGCUCACUUAGCACACUUUUUGAGUGAAGGAAAGAAGAGGACUAGGUCUUCUAAGAAGAGUAAAAUGCUCACUUUGGAUGGGCAUUCAGAAAUGUCUGCUGAUGCCGUGCUACUACCAUGUUAUCAGCAGAAGUGUGUUGGAAAAAUGCCUGUCAAGGACUCCACAAGAAAGGCACAAUCAGACAGGGAACCUACAGCAUCUCCAAAGGCCUGGAGAAAUGUAGAUACAGGUUCAGCUGAGGAAGUCAGAGGCCUACCUGAUAUAGUUGUUCCUGAGGAAAAAAGCAGCGAGACCUUGAAAUGUCUGCCAGAACGGCUGCAAAAGCGUCACGAUCAAGCAGUGACCAAAAUGCAGCAGGAGCUGGACUACAUUGGUAGAGAGAUGGAAGCCUCUGUUUUGGAGCUUCAAAAAAACCUUCAACUAAAUGUGACGAAAUCCGAUAAAAAAAGUAAACUUCUGUUUGAAAAGAUUAUGUCUGACACAGCUCUAGAAGGUUUCUCGUUUGAAGGUUUGGAAAAACUGUGGAAUAUGAUUCACCAGGAAUCCUUGAACAGAAAGAAGUGGAUUAGGACAAUGGAUGAAUCCCUAAAGGAGAUUGAAAGGAGACAAGUCUCUAAAAUAGCAGAUAUACUGAAAAAGUGUACAGUGAAACUGGAGGAAAUUUCCUUCUUGGCAGCUGAUGUUCACAAGCUCAUCAAUGACGAGGCCAUGAAUAUAAACCGAGCACUGUUGGGUAAUAGGAGGGCAACUGCCAAGCUGCUCUUUAAUCUAAUGAAAUCAGAGCUUGAGAAGGAAAAAUCUCAUCAAUUGAAAUGGCAAGAGAGAGUCAAGGACUGGAAGCUCAUCCAAAAGAACCGUGUAAUUCAGAGUUUCAGAGAAUUUAUGGCAAGUGAAGAAAUACAGAAUAAUUCCACUGUGAAAACAGAAAUGGAAAAUAUGAUAACGGGGCAGAUUGUACUUAGUGAGCGGAGACUGGGGAUUUUGCAGCACAUUGGCACCUUGAUGCCUCCUAUGCACACGAAAUCUGAGAUAAAUGAAUGGUACAGAACUCUGGAGAAUUUAAACCAAAGUUUAGACACCCACAGUAUGGAGUGCGUGAAGAAACUGCGCAUCAAGUAUGAGCUGGUCCAGGGCAAAUGUCGGGAGAAAGUGCAGGUCUGCAAGAUGAGCCUGUUGGAUAUGAAUGUUUGCACGGUAAAAGAUGUUGAACUUGUGCAUUCUGACAUGCUUCAGAUGGCUGAGAAACUAGAACGUAGGUUUGAAGAAGAACUGGAGCGUAUGGAUAGAGACUUUAAGGAGAUGGCUAAACAGCAUGAGCAGCGUUGUCAAGGCUUGUACAGCUAUUUUCAGGAGGCCAUGGCCCUCUGGGAUUUCCAUAAACUUCAACUGUCCCAGCAGGAAGGUGAACUUCAGAAGAAAGUAGAUGAAUGCAGAUGGGAACAGGAUACCAUUAUACAGAUGAGGAAAGCCGAUCUGGAUAUAGUUUUGGAAAAAAUGAAAAUGGCAAGCUGUGAAGAAGAGCUGAAGAAAUAUAUGGAGAAGGCCCUUUCUUCUUUAGAUCAUAUUAGAACUAGGAAUGAGACACUCAACCAAGUUGUAAUGGAUAAAGUAAUGGCUUACCCAGAAGCUGUUUUGCAGGAGUUGAUUUCUUACAGCACAUCCAUCAGCCAGCAUUUUAAUGUAAAGGAAAUCUUCAGACAGAACUUGCAAGGCAAGAUAGCCCUCACAGUUCAAGAUCAAAGUAAUACCUCAAUGGUACAAACAGGACUCGAGGUGAGGCCACACCAGCACAGAGCAGAGUGGGACAAUCGGCUCUCUCAGUCAGUGCCAGAAGAGAUAGACAGUUGUCAACGAUCAGAUGGAGAAACAAACCCAGCUGAGCAUGAGGAGAUCUUGGCACAGGAAACUGGAGAAACAGAGGAAGAUGGAGAGAGCAUUCCUCAUAAAAGUGAAGAAACUGAACAUGCAGAACAAGGGGCAGUGUUCAAUAGCAGUAAGGCAGAAAGUGCUGAAAUUGCCAUGGAGAAAUUUUCCACUGCUAGUGGAAACAUUUACACUGUCCUUGGAGUUGAAGAGGCAGGAAAGACUGAUAUAACAGAGAAUUAUUUUACAAAAUAUGAAAAGGAAGAAUCACUUCCUAUGUACCUGAAAUAUAUUCUUCUCAAAGAAGCAAUGUUUGUCAAGCUGAAGAAAAAGAUUCGCCUCUGCUUUUUUGAACACUUGGAGAAAUGGUUUGCAGAAUCCUUGUCCAACUCCCAUGUCUUUGUGGCUGCCAAGAAAGAGGAGCUGAAUUCAAUACUUUUGCUGCAUCGUCAGUUGCAUCAACAAAAGCAGGAGGAGAUACAGACAAAUAUCUACAACGUUCGAGCUGGGGAACUGUCACUUCACAAAGAGCGUCUUGAAUGCCACUGUGCAGGGCUGGGAGAAGGCCUGAAAAAGGAGAAAGCUGAAUUUCUCAAAUUUUUAGAUCAGCUAAAUAACACAAACUUAGGCUCCCAAAUCCGUAACUUGGAGUUUGACUUCCUCCAUGCUCCUAAGACUGAGCAGUCAGCUUCUUCCAGCAACAAUCUGCAACCACAGCUCCACAAUCAUCUGGAAUCAAUUGGGCUUACUGUGAGGAGUUACCAACACCAUCUGGAGGAAGCUUUAGGGAAACUAAAGUGUUCAAAUGUAGAUUUUCUUAAAACUUGCAGAUUAUUUUCAGAGGGAGGUAACUUCUCUUCUGAAGAGGUAAAGUUUUUCAGCAGAUAUCUUCAGAAUGAAAGUAAGCAAAUCGACUCUUUGGAAAGUUUAAUCAAAACAGAUGUGCAGAAAAUGGAAUCAAGCUGCUUGGAGCAGGCUACUGAACUUAUCAAGCAGUCUGAAAAAAAAUUUGCUGAUGUCUCUGUGAGUCGAGCCUUUAUGGAGAAGGUCCAGCGAUCUUUGAGAUGGCUACAACAGCAAAUCAAAUCAGAGGUAGCAAAUUCCAAUUUGCAGUCAGUGACAUUGAAGUCUUACCUGGAGAAGCUGCAGCAGAAGAGAGAUGCUUGUGCUCAUCCUACUGCAGAUGAAGAAGAGGACUUUACCACUCUUGCCAUGGAUGGGAUGUUACAAGAUUCCAUUGCUCCUGCUGUUCAAACAGAGAGUCUCAGAGAUAAGAGCAAAAGGAUGGUAAUGGGGCUGGAUCCUGAAAAAUUCCCCUUGUUAAUUCCAAGCAGAAUGGAUACUUCAGCACUUCAUGAUUUGGCAAUAAGUGUUAUCCAAAAUUUAGCUGGAUUUGACCCGUCCAAACAAUCUCCAGACUUAAAUCAAGAGGGAAAUGAUCACUCUCGUUCAUUAGGACCAGUAAAGAAGAAGGUAUCCAACGCAGCUCAGAUCUCCAAGAAAUCAUCUUGGGAUGAAAUGAAGUCAAAAAAAAGCGAAAAGAAAAGCUCCAAAUCCAUUGUCAAGGACAAGAGAUACCAAUUAUUUGAAAAGAAGCCUCCAAAGUCUGAUACUUUUAAGGGGAUUAUUAUGAAUAUUCUCUGGACAGGUAGCAACACCUUGCUUGGCCUUGGUGAGGAUUUUUAUGGAGUAAAGACAGCUCAGAUGGGAAUACCUAAAGAUCUGCCAGAGACUUUUGAAGAUUGGGCAGAAAUGCUCAGACAGAAACUAUUGUCAUACAAAAGGCAGGCAGAUGAUUACUACAAUUUCUGUCUUAAAGAAUUCCAGGAUCAGCUGAAGUGGUUUGAGGAGGAGCUCUCUUCUGUCUCCCAGUUGGCAGUGGAUAGUCUUUUAAAAGAACAUGAGCAGAAACUCAGCUCUUCCACUGGUCAGAUUCAGCACCUCUUCAACAGACAGCUGGAAGAGUGGGAGAAGCUGAAGACUGUGCACCAGAGAAAAUUACAUUACUCUCUGGGACACCCAAACAACUCCCUUCAGCUGGAGGCUUUGUGCCAAGAGGAAAUAAAAAGACAAAAAGCUCAAACUGAUGGUGUUCAUCUCAACACAAAGAUGCUGCAGGACUGUGCUGCUGAGUGUGCUCAGAGCUUUUUUUCUGCACUGGCUGCCCUCACUGAAGAGCUGCUCUUGGAAUUAGAUGAAACCAUCACUUCUGGUGACAUACAAGUAGCAGAAACUGAAAUAACUAGAGAGAAGUUGUCGACUUUAAUCCAUCGUAAACAAGCUGGACUUCCUCUAGAAACCUCUAAAGUUCAACAGUUAAUCAAACAAGGGAGGAGGACUUGGCCAGGAAUACCUAAGACUACUCUUCAUGAAACUCCAGACUAUGUUCUUUGCAGAGGAACUGCAUCAGUUUCAACAACUCGGACUACCCUGGGCCAACUCGCAGUGUUGGAUGUGAGACAAGCUGCAUACCAGAAAUACAAAUGUAAGCUUGAGCAGCUGUUUGCCCAGAUCAAAGAAGAAAGUGCAGCUCAGCUGCUGGCAAUUCAGCGUUGGGAAGAUUGGUGGGAACAAUCCAUCCAAAAGAUAAAGCAACUCUACCUCUGAGAUCAGUCAGUUCUUGCUGAAUCUUUCUUUGUUGGUGUAAAUUGACAAGUUUGUACUAAUGUCAUCAGUGUUACAGAGUUAGUCCAAUACAGUUUUUCCUUUUAUGUUACUAAUCUGCUGCAUUGAAAGAAGCUAAUUUUUACGUUUUUGCAUUGUGUUACCGCUCGUUUCCUCAUAUGUAAUUUUAAGACAAUUCAUAUACUCAUCUUUACAAUUUACAUAA
This is a messenger RNA of Empidonax traillii (willow flycatcher), 5272 nucleotides long. It is a transcript of the gene CCDC180, whose product is annotated as coiled-coil domain containing 180. The record is from RefSeq and is a predicted model, not a curated record. The coding region runs from base 643 to 5049 and encodes 1468 amino acids. The transcript has 35 exons. Lineage: Eukaryota; Metazoa; Chordata; Aves; Passeriformes; Tyrannidae.